ACGAAACCUACGGGUAGCCAGAGCUCGGUGAGCCGAAGGCAUGGCGUGCAAUGGAGCUCGCCCUCCGAGACCUGCAUGGCGUUCGGCCAGACAUCGGGGAGAGCCACGAAUUCGCGAAGGUCUCAGCUGAGCUGGAUGCCGCGCACACUGCAUGGAACCGAAUUUGCCAACAGCUGGAAGCCCAGCUCCGGCGGCUGCGCGCCGCGGCCGGCGGCCAGAGCUUGGCCCAGGUGCGAGAGCUUGCGCGGGGCCUUGGCGCCUUGGCCUGGGAGCAGUUGGAGGUGUCGACGGCCGGGGACACGGUGCACUCGCUGGAGGAGAGCCAGAGGCGCUGCGAGAACUUGAGCCGGGAGAUGGUGAGGCAGGCGCAGAAGCACGAGGAGCUGGUGGCGGCGGUGGCGGCGCUGCAGGACACCAACCGGCGCCUGGUGGAGCAGAUCCGCUUCCAGGGCGAUGAGCUUCAGGCCAUGGCCCAGCAGCAGGCGGCAGACGAGCGCCGCAAGGCCCACGCCCAGGCGCGGCAGAGCCAGGACUUCGGCGCCGGGCAGGCGGAGGCGGCGCGGCAGCUGGGCGCGGCCAAGGACAUGGCGCUGAGGAGAAGUCAGCGCACCCGGCAGCAGCUGGGCGAGCGCCUGAGGCAGUUGCGCGGAAGUGCACAGCUGCAGCUGCAGGCAGCGAGUAUCCUCCACACCGAGCAGUCGAGGCUCAGGCAGGAUGCAACGGAGCUUCAGACGGAGGUCAAGGGCAUGCUGCAGAUGUUUGCCAACCGCCUUUUGUCGCACGGCCACUUCCACAAGGGUGCCGGCAGCAAGGCCAACGUGGUGCAGGCCAUCGACAGCCUGGCAAAGCUCCUGCAGUCUGAGAAGGAGCAGCGCGUGCUGGAGAACCUGACUUCCAGCCACCAGCACGGGUGCUUGUCCUCCAAGCUGGGCUUGCUGCAGGCGGGCCAGGCCCGGGAUGCGAGCCAGUAUCUCGCGCAGCUACAGGCGUGGGAGCGGAGCUCUGAGACCAGCGUGGCGCCGCUUGCCAGGCAGUACGAAGACCUCUCUGCACGCCACAGCCAGAUCCAGGAGGACCAGGCUGCCAUGAGAGCCAAGCAUGAUCAGCUGGCCGCGCAGCUCAAAGGCACCGAGGCCGCCGCGGCGCGGCUCCGGGCGGAGGCCGCGGAGCUGCGGGGCGGCGCCCAGCGCAGCGCCGCGGCGCUCGCCGGGGCGAAGCUCAGCGGGCAGCACCUGCAGCAGCAGAUCGCCCAGCUCCACGAGGCCUUGCAAGCUUCCAGCAAGGCUCAGCUCGCAGCGCAGCAGCAGGACGCGGAGCGUCACGCUGCGCACCUGGCGGCUCUGCGCUUGGCGGAGCUUGAGGCGGCCAAGCGCCGCGCAGAGGACUGGGAGCUGAAGCUGAGACAGGACGAGAAGGCCCUGCAGUCACUGGAGGAGCAGCUCAGGGAGGCGGUGGGAGGAUGUGAGGCCAUGGCUGGGGAGAUCUUCAGCUUGCGCAAGCAGCAGGAGGAGCUGCAGGAGCAGCGGCGCGGCAGCGAGGACGCUCUGUGUGUGGUGCGCGCGCACGCCGAUCGGCUGAUUUGCAUGCUGUCGUCCAGGAAUCAUGGCCCAACCCAUGGACUAUGGGAGGAAAGGGGCAUGAGCAGACGUAGCCUGGUUGCCC
Molecule: messenger RNA, 1662 nt
Organism: Effrenium voratum
Lineage: Eukaryota; Dinophyceae; Suessiales; Symbiodiniaceae
Source: the annotation of a GenBank genome assembly